UAGCAUGACACUGUUUCCAACAUCUAGUGAGAACUAAAACACGUUUGUUAAGAAUUUAUUAACAAAAUGAGGAACAUUCCGAUUCCCUCGUCACCGAUUUACUUCAAUAUUGCCGAGUAUUGUUUAUUUGGUAUUACUCUCGGGGUGAUUAUCGGCAUUAUUGUAUACUUUAUGUUUGUGAAUGAUAAUUCUGUGGCCGGUUUUGUAUUUGGUGGUAAAAAUAUGUCUGUGGUUUCUGUGACACUGGCUUUGAUCGCAAGUCACUUAACCAGCAUAACGCUAUUGGGAGUACCUGUUGAGAUAUAUCUACGAGGGACACAGUACUGGGCGUCAGCUCUGUCACUCAUUAUCGUCACAAUUCUGACAGCUUUCAUUUAUUUGCCAGUUUUCCACAAAUUGCAACUUUCAUCAAGUUUUGAGUAUUUGGAAAUUAGAUUCUCAACGCACACGAGAACUAUAGGAGCUGUAUUGUUUGUGGUUAGCAAGUUAAUGUUACUGCCGAUAGUUCCAUACGUUCCACUACUGGCGUUCAGAUUAGUGACAAACCCAUUAGCAAGCCGGAUCACAGCGCUGAUCUGUGUCGUCUGCUCAACAUUUAUAGCGACAGGAGGUCUACGUGCUAUCAUCAGUAUAGGAAUCGUCACCACUUUCCUGUCUCUUGCUGGAACUGCCUUACCCAGUGGACUGGCUUUGUUGCCAAUGGGCUUCAAGCGAAUGUGGGAAAUAGCAGAAAAUGGAGGCAGACUCGUUUUCUAUGAUGCUGACCCAGAACUAGCUCAUCAUACAUCAUUCUUCGUAGUUACACUCGCAUUGAGUACAAACUGGCUUUGGAAAGUGGCUCUCAGCCAGUCUUCCUUACAGAAACUUCUAGCGGUACCUACAAUAAAUAAAGCAAGAAUUUGCUUGGCGGUUUCCUGUGCGGGCGUGAUUCUUAUGAAGCUACUCUCCUGCUUCCUUGGGCUUGCGCUGUACGCCUGGUAUGCUUCAUGUGACCCGUUGUUGACUGGACAGAUAAAGAAACAUGAACAAUUGGUGCCACAUUUUUUGAACAAGUUAGCCACAAUGUUUCCAGGAAUAUGUGGUAUUUUCAUCAUUGCCAUAUUUAGUGCAUCUACUGGAUGCAUAGCAUCAAUAAUAAACUCAGUUGCCGGGGUAAUGUUUGAGGAAUUUAUUCGACCGUGGAUGCCCCAACAUACCAGUGAACUAACCUGUUGCAGGAUUAUGAAGCUACUUUGCCUGUUGGUUGGAAGUUAUUGUGCUGGAGUUGUGUGGAUGGCUCAAGAGCUGGACAAGCUCCAGCACGUGGCUUCUGGAGUCACAGGAGUUACUGCUGGCACUCUACUAGGGCUCUUCACUUUGGGCACUGUCUUUUCCAGAGCUAAUUGUUCAGGUGCGCUGAGUGGAUCUUUACUAAGCUUGGUUCUGUGCGGCUGGCUACUAAUAGGCGCUGAAAACGCUUUGGCUACGGGUGCAUUGACCUUUCAAGGCAAGCCUCUGCUUACUACGGGUUGUGGGAAGGCGAAUUAUACGCAUGUCUUCAAGAAUCUCACGACUGUUGUGCAUAGUGCAACGUCCCAAUUGAAGACAAAACCCCUGCAAUCUUUAUUUCGUAUUUCAUUUACAUAUUGUCCUUUCGCUGGUGCCUUGACAGUUCUACUAAUAGGAGUUCCAAUGAGUUACGUAACCGGGAAAUCUAAAACAGAGUCAAUGAACCCUGAUGUAUUUUGUCCAUUGACACAGAGCUUCCUUCAUCAUCUUCCUGACACGAGUUCUGCUCCAUCAAUAGAAACCAGGGCUCCCAAUUCACAGGAAGUAUACAUGGCGCUAGAUGAAGCUCUGAAACAUUUAAAAGAAGUUAUUGAUCGGUAAUAUAAUUAUAAAAUAU
Messenger RNA from Leptidea sinapis, 1885 nucleotides. RefSeq names its product sodium-coupled monocarboxylate transporter 1-like. Bases 67 to 1869 code for a protein of 600 amino acids. The transcript is spliced from 10 exons. Lineage: Eukaryota; Metazoa; Arthropoda; Insecta; Lepidoptera; Pieridae. Gene Ontology annotation, molecular function: symporter activity. The record is from RefSeq and is a predicted model, not a curated record. Gene Ontology annotation, cellular component: membrane. Gene Ontology annotation, biological process: transmembrane transport; sodium ion transport.